Molecule: messenger RNA, 2051 nt
Organism: Pectinophora gossypiella (pink bollworm)
Lineage: Eukaryota; Metazoa; Arthropoda; Insecta; Lepidoptera; Gelechiidae
Product: ommochrome-binding protein-like
Exons: 2
Coding region: 135-1031 (298 amino acids)
Source: RefSeq, a predicted model, not a curated record
GGGCGGCACACGCGAUCAGUCACUCGUCAGGCGGGCUUCAAUCUAGUCUUGUGCUAAAUAAAAUACACUAAAACAGUGAAAUACACACUAAACUAGUGCACAAAUACAAUGAUUUAGUGUUCAUUUAAUCAGUGAUGAGUGUUGUUGGGAAUAAUGACUUCACAAUGCUGCUGGCCAUCCUCUUCACCUGCAUUCCUUUCGUCACUGCCAAAGUGGAAACAAAAUGCAGUACUUGCAUCAAAGUGGAUUCUAUGUGCCACAACAUCACCUUCCUGUUUAACUUCAAAGCACCAUUUAGAGAAAAGGUCGUUAUUACUCAACUUGGCAUCCAGAGGUCGAGGAACCUUCUCUACUACGCCUUUCAACCUAACAUCACUGACCCGGAGUACUAUAAAGUUGGUUACGUCAACUUAGACAAUCCUGAUACCAACAGAAUUCUUGAAGGGAGCAAACCCGUUACCAAUUUCAAGACUUUCGCCAUAGACCAAGAACGCGAUAUUGUAUAUUUGGGAGGUGGUGACGCCAUUUAUGUGCUAGACAACAGCAUUAAAGCUGCUUUUUACAGUUCUGGAGGCGACACCAUCGAAAGCAUAUCCUUUUACAAAAACAACCUGUACUUCGUGAGGUAUGGAGAGAACAGAAUUGUGAAGAAAGAAGGCGAGUUGUUCACACCUUAUGAAGAAUACAGAAACGUGAAGAACUUCGUUAUUGACAAAAAUAAUAUACUUGUUUACAUGAAUACCAGUGGCUUAUAUGCAAAUAAGUUUAAUACUAACGAAACUGUAUAUCUAUCUAAGAAUAAUUAUUUUAGAGGUCUGACUAUUGAUCUGGACGGUGUAGUGUACGCUUGGUGGAUCGAUGGCAUUUAUAAAGUAAUCAUAGAGAAUGAUUUCCAAGAUUCUACAAUAGUUAGAGUAGCAGAAGUGACUUCUAUAGGAGCUUUGACAUUUGAUAAUGAUAACAAUUUCUUGUUCAGUUCAAAUAAAGGUUUGUUUAGAUUGUCUGAAACUACAAACACAACGUCAUGUUAAACUGACAAGUGCAACGGCCUGAAAUUUACUUAAUACACUAAGCUAAUAGAAACUCACCAUAAUUAUUUUGUGUAUAAUAUUGAAAAAGGAAAACUCUACUCUCUAUGUUUACAAGUUUUAGGAUUUCUUGUUCGUAUCCAACAGAACAUGAUUUUGAUACUUCGAUUGACGACGAGAAAGGGGGUUAAAAAUGCCUCUCUGAAGCAAUUCAUCUAAAAACAACAUUGCAAUUUGAUAUUUACGCAUAUAGAAGUAAGUGCGCAAUGUCAACAAAUGUUAAAUAGCAAUAAUUAUUGCUUGUUUACAUGAAUUGUUUCAAUGUGGAAUUUGUUUUCGACUUCAUGUUUGGAUCAGAAAUGAUUAUCACGUGCUCAGCGGUGAAGGAAAACAUCGUGAGAAAACCCGCAUUCCUGAGAAAUGCAUUUUCAGGUUUUCCCUUCGUGGGUUUGAAGGUCAGACAGGCAGUCGCUUCUUCAAAAAACCGGACCUGUCAAAUCUUCAGGUUAGGUAAGCGAACCUUGUGAAAAACGGGAUAACUCUAGGAUGAUGAUCAAAUGGAAUUUUCCGGCACAACAUUUACGAUGUCACUAACACCUUGUAUAGAAAUAAUUAAGUUCGAUAAGCAGAACACGUUCUAUGACUAUAAAGUGAUGGCCAAUGACCACUAUAUUCUCUCUGAGUCCGCCUGGCGUGUAAAUGGUUUUAUUUAUUACUGUUGCGGCACGACGGGUGGAGGAAUUGUGGAAUGGAAGAGAAUUUCGAAAUUUAAAAAGAUUGGCGGUAUAAGGGAGAGCCCAGUAUGUGCAGAGUUUGUACUCUGCUAUAUUGUAAAUUAUAUGUAGGCGUAGUUAUAGGCGUUUUUAUUUCAAGUGUUCUGAUAGAGUAAGCAUAAGUAUUUAAUAAUUUUAAGUAAAAUAAUGUGUUUAAGCGAGCAUAUCAAUUUUUUUAAGUGAGCUUUAGGCACAAGAAAAUAAUAUUUUUUAAGUCCUUGUACUUUUAUUACUAAACUAUUAGUGUACU